UGUUGCUAGCCCUGCUUUUAUUAACUGUCAAAAAUAUUAAAUGCAUUUUUCGAAAAAAAUUUAUUUUUAUUUUCACCUUUUGGUCAUAAUUCUUCAAUAAAAAAACAGCUACAUUAAUUUGAACAAUAUUCCAGCCAAAACCAUGACCAACAAAGACUCAAACCUGACCACAGGCGACAGCUACUCCCUCCAAAUCUCCACAAAUUCCUCAUUAUCCUGCGAGAGUGAUAUUUCAUCGUUUUCAUUCGAUAAAGAAGUCGACAGCUACACAAGUCGAAUAGGCGAAGAUGAGCUGCCCAUCUUCGAAAUACGUCUGCUCUCACCGCUCGGCCGAUCCCCAUCGCCCAUAGACAGUGACCUGGAAUUUCUCUCGUCGCCCACCAAAAGCUGCAUUACCCCGACCAGAAACCGAAAACCACAUGGCCAACCGAAGAACACCCAAGACUUUGUAACACUUCACGACAUAAACGCCCAAAUAAGCCCACCGAGUGAUUCCGAGAGCGUCAGCAGCAACAGUAACAACCAAUCGAUGUGUGAUAGCCCACUGCAAGGCAAUCUCGAAACAAUAUUCGAAGGUGUAUUCCUUCACACACCACCGAAGAAGCUAAGUAAAAUAAAGAGAAUCAGCAGCGGAGGCACAACGACGAAGCUGCGCAACAGCUUGCUCGAGAAAAUCGCAAUCAAUCGCCUUAAUUUUGUUCCAUCCUCGGAUUCCGAUGAUAAGGAGAAUAUCGAUACCAAUGAGGAUGGUAGUGAUAAUUUUACAGCGGCGAAUAGCACAACACUCACAGACGAUGGAUAAAGAUCGAACAUUGAACUCGAGAACUAGAAAUAAAAAGCUGUAUACUUUUUAGUUAGUUUAUAUAUUUUUUUUAUAUUAAUUUUAAGUUGUAUUCGUACAAAGGUCAAUAAAAAGAAUUUUAGAUUUCUUAUGAAGAAU
Eupeodes corollae is the source of this 940-nucleotide messenger RNA. RefSeq lists its product as uncharacterized. Bases 143 to 802 code for a protein of 219 amino acids. The transcript is spliced from 2 exons. The record is from RefSeq and is a predicted model, not a curated record. NCBI's taxonomy places the organism in Eukaryota, Metazoa, Arthropoda, Insecta, Diptera, Syrphidae.